CUUACUUUGGGCCCCUUCACACCCGGGGCCACGAGCAUCGUCCUCCCUACUGGCCGGGCUUCCCUCUGGAUCCCGGGACCGCAGAAGCCCGCGCAGGCGCACACGCAGCCGGUCGGCGAGGAGACGCUUCCGCCCGCGCGCGAGUCCUUCCGGGGCGCGGGUCAUCAUGGCGGCGGCCUUGGCGCGACUCGGACUCCGGGCCGUCAAGGAGGUCCGGGUUCAGUUCUGCCCCUUCGAGAAGAACGUGGAGGCGACGAGGACCUUCCUCCAGGCGGUGAGCAGCGAGAAGGUGCGCGCCACCAACCUCAACUGCUCGGUCAUCGCGGACGUGCGGCACGACGGCUCGGAGCCCUGCGUGGACGUGCUGUUCGGAGACGGGCACCGCCUGAUCCUGCGCGGCGCCCACCUCACGGCGCAGGAGAUGCUCAGCGCCUUCGCCUCGCACAUCCAGCUCAGGGGCGCCGCCGCGGCCAGCGAGGACAAGCCGCCCGUGGGUGCGGGCCGCUGACCGGGCCGGGGGCCGACCCGCGAGCCCGACGCCAGGAGGGCGCUCCCAGCCCCUCGCCCCUCUGCACGCGGGGCCGGGCGCAGCCGAAAUGCCCUGGGACCCCACAUUCAGCCCCCGGCUCUGGGACGCGCCCAGAUCCGGAAGGGGCAUCAACAUACUUGAAUUUCUUGGGCUUCUUACCCUACACUCCUAGCUUAACCCUUUUGCAUUUGGCCGCUUGUACCACGGUUAGUUGCCGAAUCCAGUGCUGCCUGUCCUCGUUUCCCGCCACUUCCAGUGCAUUGCCUGUUCCUCUUGAGUUGUUUUUCUUCUCUAACUAUAAAGGCAUUCUACUCUUAUUAUUGUUUUUCUUCGCUUUCUUGUUCUUGGACCCAUUCAUCUCUGUUCUGGGCAAGCUCGACGUUUCCUUUUCUGUUUUUGGUAGGGCUUUUCUGAACUCUCCCUUUCAUUUGGCUGUGAUCUUGAUUUCUGUGCUGUAGUGAGGUUGUCUGCCUACUGUCAUAACUUUUCUUCUGAUUUGCACCAUUUCUCUGCAAGCUGCAAUUGAUAAUCUUACGAACACGUAGUUGCAUCUCUCUGAUUUGCCCUUUUAAAAACACUGCAUCUCUUCAGCCACUCGAGCUGAAAACCAGAUUGUUGUUUCUGUUUUUGUUUUGUUUUUUAUUUUCUGGGUCACACCAAGCCAUGCUCAGGGGUUACUCCUGACUCUACACUCAGGGAUUAAUCCUGGAAGUCCUUGGGUGACCAUAUGGGAUGGCGGAGAUUGAACCCGGUGUGAACUAUGUGCAAGGCAAAUGCCUUACCCGUUGUACUAUCUCUCCGGCCCCUGUUGCUUCUACUUUCAUCUUAUUUUUUUCUAUAAAUCCAGUCAGUAAGUUAAGACUGUUCUGUUUUAUUUCAUUUUACUGUUUUUUUUUUUUUUUGGUACACCCAGUGGUACACAGGGUUUACCCCUGGCUCUGUGGUUAGUAAUCUCUUCUGGUGGGCUUGGAAGACCCAGUAGGUGGUGCCACGUAUCUAACUGAAUCAGCUGCAGUGCUAUACUAGAGACAGAGCCUGCUGUAUUAUCUCUCUGGCCCAAGAGUAUUGGUUUUCUUUUUUCUUGUAUUUGUUUUCUGUUUUGGGGCCACACCUAGUAAUGCUCAGGAAUUACUCCUGGUAGGGCUUGGGGGGACCAUAUGAGAUGCCAGAAAUCAAAAACAGUUCAGCUGCAUGCAAGGCAAAUGCCCUCCUUGCUAUACUGUCACUCUGGCGCCUAGAGAAUAUUCUGUUUCUGAAUGUUUUGAAAUGUUUUCCUGGAACAUUUCAAAUAUCCUGAAAUGUUCAUUCCUGUAUCAUUCUUGCAUUCUCCGCAUCUUAUUUUCUAAUGUUUUUGCUGUGGCUUAAUUUUAUCUUGCUGAAAAACAUCACUGGUUUUCUCUCUCACUACUAUUUGCUUCAGAGAACAGUGCUUAAGUACUUUCAGACUUGAAAUGUUUUUUCAAACAGAAUUACCUCCUGUUCGUGUGGUCCAUAAAACUUUUUAAAAACUAAAAUCAAAUAAAAAGGAUUAGAGUGCA
This is a messenger RNA of Sorex araneus (European shrew), 2067 nucleotides long. It is a transcript of the gene MRPL53, whose product is annotated as mitochondrial ribosomal protein L53. Bases 167 to 508 code for a protein of 113 amino acids. Gene Ontology annotation, cellular component: mitochondrial large ribosomal subunit. The record is from RefSeq and is a predicted model, not a curated record. The transcript has 3 exons. Lineage: Eukaryota; Metazoa; Chordata; Mammalia; Eulipotyphla; Soricidae.